This is a messenger RNA of Lytechinus variegatus (green sea urchin), 2660 nucleotides long. RefSeq names its product RING finger and SPRY domain-containing protein 1-like (gene rspry1). The transcript is spliced from 14 exons. Gene Ontology annotation, molecular function: protein binding; ubiquitin-protein transferase activity. The record is from RefSeq and is a predicted model, not a curated record. Lineage: Eukaryota; Metazoa; Echinodermata; Echinoidea; Temnopleuroida; Toxopneustidae. Gene Ontology annotation, cellular component: cytoplasm. Bases 218 to 2137 code for a protein of 639 amino acids.
GCCUCAAGGAAAGGUCAUUUCCUAGUUGAUGGAUUGGUUCGUUUUCACUUGUAAUAUGGCAGAUUUCUUGCAGGAGGAUAAGAAAAGCGGACGAAACAGUGACUUUUUCUUUUUUUGAAGUUGGAAUAAUCUUAAGGAAGAACCUGAAGCAGAAGUGAAGAAUCAAGUAGUGAAAUGCCAUAUUGCCUCUAAUCUUUAACUGGACAGCAAUACAUUCAUGAUUGUCUCCGCUUGGUACUCCUAUCUUGUGUUGCGAGAGACGCUUGUACGGAAGUGGCCGGUGGUUUACCGUUUUCUCAGGUAUUGCAUCAAUACCAUGGGAAACUCAUGUAUCAGUAAGGACCACAGACGAAGAACUCUGGAGCAUGGAGGCACCACGGAUGGGGGAAAUGGCAGCAGUAGUGGUGGAGGUGGUGGUGGUGGUGGACAUUAUUCUGAUUAUCCCUCCUCACAUAGCACACCAACAAAUCACAACUCAGAUCAGUCAGGACAGUCCCUGAAUGAGAACAGACAGGUUCGAGCUCAGGUCACCCCUUUGUACAUGCUGGCUUCCAGGGACAUGGCUGCCGCUCAACCUAGCUUUACCUCAGACAUUUCGCAUGUGCACAGUAGUGAUGAUGAGGAAAUGGAGCAUGUGAAUCAACUCAUGCUUAGGACGUUGCAAGUCAUUAGAACUCUUGUGGAUAAUGAACAAGAGCCACCAUAUGCCAUGCUGAGAUUACAUGAAAUAGCUGAAACUGAAAGUGGAUGGUCGAAGGUUGUCCAAGCAAUGAUUAGAGUGAUCCCCAUGGAUGACCCCCUUGGACCUGCUGUAAUCACCCUUCUUAUAGAUGAAUGCCCUCUUCCAACCAUGGAAACAGUUAAGAGAUUAUACAGAGCCCUUGGAAUAUCCGCCCAUCUAGCAGAGGAGGCAAAGUUAAAACCUCAGCGACAUCGGAACAUAGCAGCCGUCCUGGGCUGCAUUGCUGAGAAACUAGCUGGUCCAAAUAGUGUGUCCCUUCUUGUGCCAGAAAUCAUUGAGUACUUGCUUAGUUUACUGGUUGGCAAUGUACAUCCACAAAUAACAUUGUAUGCCCUAAUUGCCCUAGAGAAGUUUUCACAAACGAGUGAAAAUAAGCUUACCAUCAAGAAGGCUGGUAUUGCUGAGAAGCUCGUACCCCUUGUUCAGUGGGCUGAGAGUUCAGAUCUAGACCACAGACAAGUUGGAUUCUGUGCAAGAUGGUGCCUUGAUAAUGUCUUCUUUGUACCAGGAAGAUCACUGACCUAUGAAAUAAUCAAUCUUGAGGGACUCAAUGCAAUGCUGAAUGACAAUGAUGUCAGCGAGUACUUGAAAAUAUCUCCUAAUGGCCUCGAGGCAAGGAGCGAUGUUUUAUCAUUUGAGAGUGUCCGUUGUACAUUUUGUGUUGAUGAAGGUGUCUGGUAUUACGAGGUUAGAGUCAUUACCAAUGGUGUCAUGCAGAUAGGUUGGGCAACUAAAAACAGUAAAUUUCUCAAUCACGAAGGAUUUGGUAUAGGUGAUGAUGAGUUCUCUUUCUCUUAUGAUGGAUGCAGGCAGCUCUAUUGGUAUAAUGCUAAGAGCAGAACGCAUAGACAUCCACCUUGGAAAUCAGGUGAUGUUGUAGGUUUUCUAUUAGACCUUGAUAAGAAGUACAUGGCUUUCUCACUCAAUGGCAACAUCCUUCCUCCUGAAUGUGAAGUUUUCAAAUCAGCUCAGACAGGGUUUUUUGCUGCCGCUAGUUUCAUGUCCUUCCAACAAUGUGAGUUCAACUUUGGGAUGACCCCCUUCAAGUAUCCUCCAGCUGGUCCAUUUAAAACAUUCAAUGAAUAUGCCAAGCUCACUCCUGAAGAAAAACAGAUACUUCCAAGGCAUAAAAAGAUGGAGUUAAUUCACCAAAUGAGUAUCAGUGAUUCUGCGUGCAGCUUGUGCUUUGACAAAGAGGCAACUGUAACAUUCAAACCAUGUGGACACGGUGGCUUCUGCCCAUCCUGUGCAAUACAGCUAGAACAGUGCCCGCUGUGUCGUACUACCAUAGUGCAACGCCUCUGCAAUGAUGAUUCCACGAUAGGCGUGGAACCGGGCUCUUCCAGCAACCCAAACAACAAUGCAGCAGCAUCCUUAGAGACAGAGGAUUCAUGACAAAGGUGAAUUUGUGGGUCAGGCGAAAUUGUCUGGAGAAAUCAUGAACUACUGCAACAGCUUCAAGUUAGCACAUGAUCAUCUGUAUCACAUGAUCAUCUGCAUCACAUGGUCAUCUGUAUCACGUGAUCAUAUGAUCACCUGCAUCACAUGGUCAUCUGUAUCACAUGAUCAUAUGAUCACCUGCAUCACAUGGUCAUCUGUCACAUGAUCAUCUGUAUCAAAGAAUGAUAAGGUGAUCUACAUCAGCCAAAGUUGUCUAAAUCUUAAAAUUCUAUUCCUAUUAGCCCAUGGUAUUAGGGAUUAAUCAUGAGAUUAGCAAAGCCCAAUUCCUCUAGCCCAAGUGGGGUAAUUCAUGAUUGAGUAUGGAAUGUGACCUUUGGUAACCCUUAUUUAACAGGGGGGGGGUCAAUUUGACCCUAAACAAAUUUUGUCACUAUGCCGUCGCACAAUUUUUUUUACGACGCUUGCUGACAUUUUACUUUUAAGUCUUGCACAUCUUUUGAGACCAGAUAAGGGUAAU